AUGCUGCAAGUGAUCGCAAUUGAGCGUGAAGCGCCACAGUUUUUUAGUCGUAUAGAUGAUUGGCGUCGAGACUACUACAUGAAAAAGGUUCGCUCGCAGGAGGAUGCUGUUGACAGUGCACUUGAGGAGUGCGAGUCAUCUCCAGCCUCAUUGCGCAUUUGUUUCUCCAUGGCCGCACAGAAUGUUGUCAUCGAUAUUGAAGGACCGCAUGGAAACGCCCACUAUGAAUUCGAUAAUGACGUCCAUUCGUCACGCUUGACACUAAUACAGAACUUCGAAGAGGAAGAACCAAAAUCCACAUUACGCUCAUCUAUAGAAAAGAGCGCAAGACCAGUAUACCGAAAAACAUGUCGCUGCUUCCACUUGUUGACGAAACCGUUCCGCUUCAUUCUGUCAAAGUUCAAGCUUCUCUUCGUUAUCGCUUGCUACUCCAUUUUUGGUGCUUGGCUCUUCAUGACGCUCGAGAUACCUACGGAUCUUGCAGCCAAAGAGGAAGCGUACCAUGCUCGUCUUAUCGCCAGGGAAGUCAUGAUUCUCAAGUUGCGCGCUAUUCACCAGAGUAACAAGGAAGACAGGGAACAACGGUGGAAGGAGGCUAUUCUCACUUUCGAAAAUGAUCUUGGAUUGGAAGAACCAUCCAGAGAAACUGCUUGGACAUUCUGGAUGGCAUUUCUGUAUGCCGGAACUAUUUACACAACGAUAGGCUACGGUAAUAUUGCGUGCGCCACCACAGCCGGUCAAAUAGCGACUAUAUUCUACUCAAUGAUUGGCAUUCCAUUGAUGCUGCUGAUUCUAAACGACUUAGGGGCGUUCCUGCUAGUCUGGGUGACUCGCAUCGCAUGCGGAUGUAGCGACUUGUUACUCUUCUUAGGUGUUCGCAGCGGAAUCACAAAAUUGAAAGAAGACUCGAAUGAUCGGUUGCGAUACACCAUUAUUAGUAAGAAGCUCGUAAAUGUGGGAAUCGUAAGCGCUGCUUCUGACUCGACUCUAGCCCCCAGUACCACUUGCGACCACGAAGAAGAGGAAGAUGAAGAUUCUUUGCAAGAGCCAGAAGCCGAUCCGCCCGUUCUGACGGCAAUUUUUGGUGAGUUGAUACAUUAUUCUUGUCGCGAAGGUUUUUUGAAGCCCGGCAGAAAACAGUCUGAUUCAACAGUUGGAUGGAUUAUGCUCGCUGCAGCUGUAUUCUGCAUCUGGGAAGACUGGACGUAUUUUACCAGUAUAUACUUCUUUUUCAUAUCAAGUAGCACUAUAGGUCUUGGCGACGUAACACCAGCACAUCCUGAAUACAUGAUAGGCACCUUUGGUGUAGUUAUCGUAGGUCUCUCAAUGGUUUCGGUAUGCAUUGACGUUGUGAGGGAAAAGCUGGAACUAAUGUACAUGGCUCUGCUGAAGAAAAUGCUGCAGGACUACAUGGAAGCUGUCAAAAAUGGUGAUCCGAACGCGGAAAAGGGAAUGAUGGCUGGCUUCAAGGGAAAGGCCAGAUUUCUUAUGCCUCUGAUCAGCAAAGAACGAGGAGCGAAGGUCAUGACUCGUUUCAAAGAAGACUGCGAAGCAAAAGGCAUCGAUCCCCCUGCCGUGCUCACGCACCUUGAUCCUGGAACGGGCAUGCCUGCGUUCGCCAGUGCUAACAAAGAAGAUUUCGAUAAUUACAUUGAGCGGGCUGCUGAAAAGAAAGCUGACGAGGAGAGAAAGGAAAUGCAGAGGCUCAACCAACUCAUCCAAAAAGCUGAGGUCAAUUCUGACAUGUCCUACAAAAGAACAUCAUCCCGUGAGUCUCAGAAAGUGAAACAAACAGUGGAAACUUCCUGUCAGACCCUGGAGCAAGGAAAUAGUUCGAACAGGAUAAAAACUUUGACGGUCUCAACAGCAACUGAGCAACAGAUAGAAAUUGGUGACAAAUGCAUUAUCUGUGGUACAUCAAAACCGGAAGUAACGUCAACCGGCAUACAGCCGGAAGUCACUAGCAUCUACGUGGUUGAAGAAGUGGACUCUGAUACCGAUACUCAAACAAUGGGCACACUAAGUGACCAAACAGAGAGCUUACUGGAAUUGGAACAAUACGAGCUCUUCAGCAGUGAAGCAGUUGGAGCGUCGCUUGGAAAAAUGAAGAAAAACGACGUCAGUGGACCCGUCGGCCGAAAAACUGCAGAAGCGAAACUGAAAUUGCCAUCGGACGAUAGGCAGCGAAGUGGAAUACGGUUUUUGAGAAGUGUGCACGUCCAAACAGGCAACUCAGAUAUAGCCCGGAAUACCACCAAAACAACGGAGGUAUCCACUCAAUCACAUGUCGAAAAACACGAGCGACGAGUUCAGACAAAGCUGUCAAGCAUCGACUCAAGUCAAAUAAAGUCGAUAAAAGAGCUGCAGAGAAAGGCUAGGCGUAUACAGGCAAUGCUAACGUCUCCUGUGCAAUCCGUUCGCUCCUCAGCCCUGUCGUCAAAGUCCGAUGGAACGGAGAUCGCUUACAGUGAUUCGCGACAAAACUCUCCCAAGCCGAUUCAUGAUAAUGUUGGUCAAGAGGUCAACGUCACAUUGUCCGUCAUCAACAAACCAGUGGAUGAACAUGGAAACCAUAUAAGCGACGUACUCAGUGAGCAUGCAGAUGCUCUGGAUAAUGUGGAAGAUGACGACGUAUUCGCACUUGACAGCGAUAUAAUGGAACUGGAGGCUUUCGUAGUUGAAGACGGUUCUCAAACAGAGUUACUUCCAGUUAGUGAAUACUCAAAUGAAAUCAGUCAGACCUCUCCAGCCCUUCUCAAAGACAUGAUGUUCUGGGAAGCUUUAGACGAAGAGAAUUCACAAGAAGUGCCACAAAUCCAAUGGAAUGUUAAGGAAGCUACUCGAGAACUUGCAGUACAAGCAGUUCCCCUCACGGCAGAAAGUAGCAUUCAAUGUCAUAAAGAAACUACUGAGUGCAGCACUAGUAUGGAAUCAGCACUCUGUGAUAAUAGAACUCAGACCGAGACUGCAAAGUUGUUCUCUACAGAUGUCCAGGUCCAGACCAACAAUGAGUGCAGAACGUCUGAGUCUACAGUGGUCCAGACCGAUGACAUCAGAGCAGAGAUCACAUCUACAUCUGUGCAAUGUGACGAGAAAAUGCCUGAAUACAGAUCUAUUGCUGUGCAGUACGGAGUUAGCAUGUUUACGGUGCCUAACGAGGACUACAUAAAACUAGAGGCCGAGCAUCAUGUUCACUUCAGCGUAGAAAGUGGUACAUCUAUGGACCAAAUAAAUUACGCAACACGUGGAACUCAGAGCGAUAACAUCUCGACUACUGUGUCCGUGCAAGUGCAGUGUAAGCCAUCGAUCAGUUCAUCGCAAACGCAGUGUUUGACCGAUGAGGGUGUUCCAAGAGAAAAGUCCAUGGAGAUCAAGGAAAAUCAGAUCGAAGUUGCCCAUGCUAUUCUCUCUAUCAUCGAUGCUGUAGUUGAAGGAGAGUCGGGCAACAAUAGUGCUCUGCAAGCAGCUCCGUUUUGGAGCGAUUUCGACCCGACACCCUCUUUUGAUGAGCUCGUCGCUGGUUGGAGACGAAGCUCGCUUGUGACCUCGAGCGAUAUGUGGACACAAUUUACGUUGAAUGUCAAUUCACAAGGGGCUCAGACGUCGAACAUGGAUACUGUACUAGAAAUGACUGAUAAAUGCGACGUAUCGACAGAAAUGGAAGACACUGGAAUACAAGGAGCUGCCGAGACCUACGAGAAUUUUGCUAAGGUCACUGUUGCAUGUCAAACAUCUCAUCUAACAAUAACAGACACAGCGACGCAAUAUGUAUUGGAUUCCAAUUCGCAGGAAGUUCAAACAACGAUUGACGAAGUGAUCGCCAAAGUGCCACCAGUUCCGCGCCAGAUGCCGCCUGCAACCAUGAGCGACAACGCUACGCAGUAUGUAUUAGAUGUCAUUCCAAAAGAAGUCCAAACUUCGGAUAUGGGGUCGGCACGGGACGUCAAAGACAAGUACUGCGAAGCAUCAACGAGAAUGGUAGACAGCAAAACACAAGCCACUUUGGAUUCUUACGAGAAUUCUAAAGUUGCUGUUGCUCUUCAAACAUCGCCUUUGGUUACUAGCGACACAUCGACGCAAUGUGUAGUGAGCUCCAGUUCGCAAGAAGUUCAAACCUUGGAGCUUGAAAGGAAAAUCGGCGAUAACUGCGAAGCAUCGAGGAAGAUCGCGGACUGCGGAGUGCAAACCGUGGCAGAAUUCUACGAAAGUCCUACUCAAAUCGCUGUUGCUCUUCAAACACCGCCUUUGGUUACGAGCGACACAUCAACGCAAUAUGUAGUGCACUCCAGUUCGCAGGAAGCUCAAACAUCGGAUGUGGAGCCCCCACGGGAAGUCAGCGAUAAGUACUGCGAGGCAAUGACGAAAAUGGAGGAUAUCGAGGUGCAAGUUACCGCCGAACUUUACGAAAGUUUUGCAAAAGCCGCAGCAUGCCAAACAUGGGGGGUGUCCAUGAGCGAAACAGCAACGCAAUAUGUAGUGGAAUCCUAUUCACAAGAAGUGCAAACAGUGGAUAUGAAGACUGUUAAAUUGACUGACAAAUGUUGCGAAGCUUCGACUGCAGUAGCUGAGAACGCAGUGCAAGCCACCACUCAGUCUCGAGAAAUCGCCAUUGGCCAGACAGAUAGUGAUAGUUGGAUAAAGAUCUAUGUGGAAGAACUGGAUAGAGCGAGAAGAUUGCGAUCCGUAGAUCUUGGAGUCCAGACCGGUGUGCUCGCUCGAGUGCAGCACUUGUACACCAAGGAAAUAGAGGCUGAUGUGGAGGCCUCACGCGCCCUAAAAGAGAGCGGCAGUGCAGAAGAGGCUGCUGCGAGUGCUGUCAAGAGGAAGCUCUCCGAAGGUGUAGGAAGUAGCACAACACCGCCCAUUAUCAUAUCUCAUCCUGGGGUCCAUUCGAUCCAUUCGCUGGAUCGUUUGCGUACGGUCUUUGAGAGUGGAAGUUCGAGCUCGUCGCAGUUCCAAUCUGUGCCAUCAUCACAUUUCACCACGCCGCCACCGCAUGUUCAUUUGCCCGAUAGGAGUAAAAACGCAUUUCAUCACGUAUCUGAUUUAAAAUCACUCUUUGAGAAGCCAGAAAGUGAUGAGCACCCUCAAAGCCCACCCACAGCCUCUCGAAGAAACUCUAUGAUAUGA
This is a messenger RNA of Cylicocyclus nassatus, 5130 nucleotides long. The record is from the annotation of a GenBank genome assembly. Lineage: Eukaryota; Metazoa; Nematoda; Chromadorea; Rhabditida; Strongylidae.